Odontomachus brunneus is the source of this 1868-nucleotide messenger RNA. Its product is annotated as cytochrome P450 6k1-like. The transcript is spliced from 6 exons. The coding region runs from base 193 to 1731 and encodes 512 amino acids. NCBI's taxonomy places the organism in Eukaryota, Metazoa, Arthropoda, Insecta, Hymenoptera, Formicidae. Gene Ontology annotation, molecular function: iron ion binding; heme binding; monooxygenase activity. The record is from RefSeq and is a predicted model, not a curated record.
UCUUAUUCCGCUGCUUUCCCGUGGCAAUCGUUCCACAAGUUGCUCCGCGUUUUCAUCCUUGAUCCUUACGUGAGCCUCGCGGAGAUUUCUUCUCGCGACGGCGAAACCGUUCGAGUCGACCAGCUAGUCAGAGGCAGGCGUCAACUACUUGUCCCCUCGAUUUCCUGACACUCGUGAUCUUUCCAUAGAAGAAUGGCGCUCGUGACGAGUUACUGGGUCCUGGACGGUAUGAUACUGCUGACGGCUGUCAUAGUGGCUGCUUAUCUCUACAUGACCCGCAACUUCAAGUACUGGAAGAAACGCGGUGUUCUGGAAAUAACACCGGUGCCGUUCGUAGGCAACUUCACGGAAUGCAUGCUCAUGCAGAAGAAUCCGGGAUACUUCAUGAAGGAUCUCUACGAAUACGGCAAAGGGACGCCUUACAUAGGCUUUUACGUUUUCGACACGCCGUGCCUGCUGGUGCGCGAUCGUGAGCUCGUCAAGAACGUCUUGGUGAAGGAUUUCAAUUAUUUCUACGACCGACACGGCACGCCGGACACGAACGAUCGGCUGGGCUACGCUAAUCUCUUCUUCAUCAGAAAUCCUGCUUGGAAAGUUCUCAGGACGAAAUUAACGCCAGUUUUCACGUCCGGCAAGCUGAAAAAAAUGUUCGAACUGAUGCUGGAGUGUGCUGAUAAUUUAGACAUAUAUAUCAACUCGUUGGGAUUGGAGGAUAAUUCAAAAACGUUGGAUGUGAAGGAACUAAUCGCCAAGUUCACCACGGACGUGAUUGGAAGCACCGCUUAUGGGCUCAACGUGAAUUCCUUGAACAACCCGGAUGCCGAGUUCCGAAAACACGGCAAGAAGAUCUUCCAAUACGACUUUGUGCGCAGCUUUGAGAUACUCGCGGUGUUUUUCCUACCGACCAUAGUUCGUUUGGCCGGCAUACACAUGUUCGGUAAGGAAAGUUCCAAUUUUCUGCGCAAGGCUUUCUGGGAGACGAUGCUGCAACGCAUGCAGUCCGGCCAGAAGAGAAACGAUCUGAUCGAUGCUCUCAUUGAGCUGAAGAAAACUCACAGCGACCAAAAUCUGGAGGGAUUCAAAUUCGAUGGAGAUGACUUAGUGGCGCAAGCAGCAGUCUUCUUCGCAGCCGGUUUCGAGACCUCCUCUACGGUAACAGCUUUUACAUUGUACGAGCUCGCCAUACACCCUGAAAUUCAAACCAGACUACGGAAGGAAAUCGUCAACGCGCUCAAAGAAUCCAAUGGAGACAUCUCGUAUGAUAUGACUAUGUCGUUACCGUAUCUUGACAUGGUGGUCUCGGAAACGUUGAGGAAGUAUCCGACGCUGCCGUUCUUGGACCGCAGGACAAUGGACACUUACAAAGUGCCAAACUCCGAUCUCGUCAUCGAGAAGGGCACGCCGAUCUACAUCUCGAUGCUCGGCAUGCACUAUGAUCCGGAAUACUUCCCUGAUCCCGAGAAGUACGAUCCGGAACGAUUCAACGAGAAGAACAAGCGCAACAUACCGGGGGGCGUCUACUUCCCGUUCGGUGAAGGUCCGCGCUCAUGUAUAGGCACUCGCUUCGGGCUUCUGACGACAAAACUGGCGCUCAUCAAGAUUUUCAGCAAGUGCGAGGUGAUACCGAGCGAGAAAACCAUGAUACCGAUGAUACUCGACCCGAAAGCCGCCUUCGCGUCGCCGUUGGGCGGCAAGAUACAACUCAACAUUCAGAAAGUCAGUGCUAACUAAGACUCAAUAGUGCAAUCGUUUUUAUCGUCUUAACAUAUAGCUCUUAAGAUAUCGUCUAGUGUUUUAAGCGUACGAUAUCCAUCGUAUGAAUUUGUAAUGACUAAUUGGGAAAUAUAUUUGAUAUUUGGCUGUGUAAA